AUGGAUCGCGAGCAGUACGUGCCGCGUAAUCUGAUCGACGAUGCCGACCGCUGAGCACCAAGCUUAUGCUUUUGGCCUAAUUUAUUCCAGAUUUCGGAAGGCUGGCUAUGCUGCCAUCGACUGGUACGUGCUUCACCUCUGAAUGUUCAGACGACCGGAGCGCGGUUCUUUCGGCGCGCACCCCCCAUACCACCGCGGUGCUGCACGUCUCGGCCUAGAAUCGUCAUCGCUGACCAUGUUAUCGCACUUGAUGCCCUGGCGUCCAUAAUCGUUUCGUAGGGUUUGUGACUACUUCGAAAACCUGGAGACGCUCGAUGUUAUGCCUAGUGUACAGCCAGGCGACAUCUGCAAGCAGAUUCCUGGUGAGUCGGUGUUGCCUCCUGAGUCCCUUUCAGAGGCCCCCCCGGAUCCUGCGUACGAGACAACCACUUCGCCGGUUGCGCGUCAGGGGUGACGGAUACCCGGCCCGCUGAGUGAAACAUGUCUCCUUUGUACAGACACUGCCCCAGUCGAGGGUGAAGCGUGGCAAGAUAUUGCCGACGAUUUCGACAAAAUUAUCAUGCCUGGGUGAGUUCUCCCACCGCACCGCCCCACCCCCGCGCGUGUCCUCGAGAGAUCCGAACACCGUCCGGUAGUCGUGUCUCAUUCGACUCGUCCAAGGAAAUCGAGCUCUCCCUUCGUCAAAUGAUUUCCGAACAUCGUUCAUUCGAGGCGAGGUUUCCGUUCGUAGGCAUUCGAGCGGGCACACUCUCGGCGACGUUACUACGGGCGAACUAACUAGUACUAACCGAACCUUCCUCUUCCCACGAUCUCAUAUACAAGAUUAACCCACUGGCAGUCACCAAAUUUUUACGCGUACUUCCCCGCGAACACCACGUUCGAAUCGAUCAUCGCCGACAUCAUGGUCGGUGGCGUGUCGAACCCCGGUUUUAACUGGCUUUGUGAGUAGAAUCGCGUCUAGUCUGUGGUCGCCACCUGUUAUUCGGCACUUGCUGACCUUGACGUUCUUCUUCUGCUUCUUGCAGGUUCUCCCGCUUGCACCGAGUUGGAAGUCCGCAUGAUGGACUGGUGCGCUUCCCUGUUCGGCCUCGACGAAAGCUUUCACAACUCGUCAAAGGAAGGUGGGGGAAUCAUCCACGUAUGUUUCCCACUCCCUAGGCUCAUGAAUCAUAGCCUCGCCCGUCGUCUGACAUUAUGUCUCUGUCUCUACCCGUCUUCACAGGGCUCGGCAUCGGAAGCGUGCCUCUCCGUCUGCAUCGCUGCGCGAGAGCGCGUGAUGCGCAUGCAUCCCGAAACCAAGCACGAAGACUUGGUCAUCGUCGCAACGACGCAAACACAUUCCCUCGGCGCCAAAGCGGCCCUCUUACUGGGCAUCCAGUUCCAUCCCGUUCCCACCAAGCAAGAGAACGAUUGGGCGAUUCGCGGUACCGAGCUUAGGGAGGCCCUCGAGGCCCUCGAGCAUGAUGGGAAAGUGCCUUUCAUUUUCUGUAAGCAGUUGCCACCAGGUUCUCUUAUUCACCGCACAUGCACUAACAGCGCUUCCUGCUGUUGUCGUCAUCAGUGGCUACCGUUGGUUCGACAAGCACCGGGGCGAUCGACAACAUUUCCGAGAUCACGGCAGUCAGUGCGUAAAUGUGUUUUCUGCUCGCUGCGUGCCAAUUUUGAAUUGGCCGCUUACACCUCGUCUGCUCUUCUCGUAGCUGCCGACUAUCCUGCAAUUUUCCUCCAUGUCGAGUAAGUACAUGUUAUUUCUUCCUAUUAGACGACUACCGAGCUGAGGCCGAGAGUCUUCGUUUCCUCCUGCAGCGCUGCUUGGGGCGGAGUCUACCUCGCCAUCCCUGAACUCCGUGCCGAGUGCCAUCUUGAGGCCAUCAACCGCCGCUCGACUCGAGGCAAGCUCGCCAAGGAUAUUUGCGGCUCCGGCGAAGUCCAUUCGUUUUGCACCAACCUCCACAAGUCCGGGCUCGUCACUCUCGACGCUUCGCUCCUAUUCAUCCGAGACCGUCGUCUCCUCACCGAAGCACUCGACAUCACACCUCCCUUUUUGCGCAACGCCGAGAGCGACUCGGGCCUCGUCGUCGACUACCGCAAUUGGCAAAUCGCGCUCGGUCGUCGUUUCCGCUCGCUCAAAGUGUGGUUCGUCUUGAGGUCGUACGGCCAGAAGAUGUUCCAAGAGCAUCUAAGCAAGGGAAUCGCACUUGCCCAGCGCCUCGAGAACCUCGUCCUCAAACACCGUGGAAACGGCUUUGAGCUGUUCGUGCCCCGUCGUUUCGCCCUUAUCGUGAUCAGGCUUCUCGAGCCCAACGGCGGCGAUGAGGAAACCCUCAACAAAGCCUUCUUUGCUCGCAUCGCGAAGAGAAAGGAUGUUCAUCUCACACCGACGAUCGUCGGGGGCAAGUCGUGCACGAGGGUCGCGAUCGGCGGUACGCAGACCAAGGAGCAACACAUCGACCACUUGUGGAAGGUGAUCAGGGAGGUUUCCGAUGAGACGCGACAGGCCCUUGAGUGCUAA
Molecule: messenger RNA, 2512 nt
Organism: Microbotryum saponariae
Lineage: Eukaryota; Fungi; Basidiomycota; Microbotryomycetes; Microbotryales; Microbotryaceae
Source: the annotation of a GenBank genome assembly